This is a messenger RNA of Mauremys mutica (yellowpond turtle), 1001 nucleotides long. RefSeq names its product polysaccharide biosynthesis domain containing 1 (gene PBDC1). The record is from RefSeq and is a predicted model, not a curated record. Gene Ontology annotation, cellular component: cytoplasm. NCBI's taxonomy places the organism in Eukaryota, Metazoa, Chordata, Testudines, Geoemydidae. The transcript is spliced from 6 exons. The coding region runs from base 59 to 592 and encodes 177 amino acids.
GGGCAGCUUCCGCUGUGGGCGGAAGGGGAACGAUGGAGGGUCAGAGGUCACAGGCAGCAUGGCCGCUGCUGGGGGCGGCCUGGGAGCCCUGGGAGCCGGUGAAGCCAUGGCAGCAGCCCAUGCGUUGUCCCUGCCGGCUGAAGCCUAUGGCAAUGAUCCCAAUAUUGAAAUGAUCUGGGCCAUGAAGGCAUAUCAGCACGCUGAAGUCUAUUUUAAUCUUAUUUCUUCUGUUGACCCCAAGUUCCUGAAACUUACAAAAGUCGAUGACCAGAUCUAUGCUGAGUUUAGGAAAAGCUUUGGUGACCUCAGGAUCGAUGUGCUUGACCCAGAGGAGCUCAAAUCGGAACCAGCCAAAGCGAAAUGGCGCCCGUUCUGUAUGCAGUUUGAUGGGGUAGUUGAAGACUUCAACUAUGGCACCUUGCUCCGUCUGGACUGUACUAAGGACUACACGGAAGAGAACACAAUAUUUGUCACCAGGAUCCAGUUCUUUGCUAUUGAAACAGCGCGUAACAGAGAGGGGUAUAACAAUGCUGUUUACAGCCAUGCCAUGGAAACAAAGUCUGUUGCUCCAGAGAGAGGAAUAUCUGCAUGAGGACAGGGAUGGAAAUACUUUGUCACUUUACUAGCCACACAUGGAGAUGGACAGGAAAGGUGAGGAGGAAGAGUCCCUGGUGCCAGGAGCAUUCCUAUAACUUGUUUAAAGUGGACUCUUACCCAGGGAUGUGUGGUGGAGGGAUAAAGAACAAAGCAAGACUCCAGGCCUGGACAACUUGGCUUCAAUGUGAGAAUUUGUUUGCGGUGCUCUUAUGGCAGCCUUUUUGCCAUGUUAACUACCAAGCACCCUGUAAAUAAAUGUUUGUGUUCUGUAAUGGCUUAAUUCGGCAUGAGUUCAUGAACGCAGUGUGGGAAUCUAGCAGAGCGAGACUAUCUGCUAUAUGUAAGUUCUAGAUGGAACUGCAAGCUAUUUUACAGGAUAAAAUACUGACAAGCUUAUAUCCAGC